AUCCCAUCGGUUACGUACUCUCUUGUAAAGGCCCGAGGAUAUUUGCGAGAUAGAGCGGGGUUCCCGAUUCAGGGAUGUCGUCGAAGUUGAGCUGACCGGGGGGUAUGCUUUCGGGUACAGUGGAUGAGUGGGCGAACGACUCGAGACCGUGUGAAGAACACCUAAGGAGAGGACUUCUUGUGCGUAAGUGAGGGGAGGUAGUUGUGUGGCUAUGAAUCAACGACAUAGAAUAAGGCAAACGAGGUAGUUCAGGCUCAGCUCCAGCUCAACAUCACCACAUUUCAUGAUGGGCAGUCUUUCGCAUCAGAAAUUAGUCUCUCCGACGACCCAGAAGGCCAUUGUUGUGAACGACAAAGACGAGGUCAUCAUUUGGGACGAGGCACCAUGUCCCAAAAUCCCAGCAGACCAAGUCAUGGUUCGCGUUGAGGCUGUUGGCCUCAACCCGAGUGACACAAAGAUGCGGGGAGCCUUCGCGACGAAGUUCGGUAUCCUAGGCGCAGACUUCGCAGGAACUGUGGUCGCUGUGGGGGACGGUGUUGAUGACAUCGCGGUUGGCGAUAGAGUCUUUGGUGCUCAGAACGAGAUGUACGGAACCACGCCUGAACGCGGCGCGUUUUGCGAGUACGCCGUGACUCGGGGUAAGAUGUGGGCAAAGAUCCCUGAGUCUUGGAGCACUGAAGCUGCCGCAUCUCUGCCUGUAGGCGUGAGCACCGCCGGAAUCGCGAUGAAGCUGCUUGGCUUGCCUUUGCCUGGUCAAGAAGUUGCGAAGCCUGCCCCUGUCUUGGUUUAUGGUGCUAGUGCCGCAACUGCGACGAUUGCUAUGCAAAUGCUGAAACUGUCCGGUCUCGAUCCGAUCGCUAUUUGUUCCCCGAAGAACUUCGACCUGGCGAAAAGAAAUAACGCGGUAGAAGUUUUCGAUCGCAAUGACAAGGAGCUGGCGAAGAAGAUUAAAACAUACACGAAAGGGAACUUGAAAUAUGCCUUGGACUGCAUCACAACCGUCGAGUCUACAGCCCUCUGCUAUGCUGCUAUCGGGCGAGGCGGCGGGAAAUAUGUAUCUCUUGAUCCCUGGCAACAGCACGCCGCAACUCGAAAAGUUGUCACCGCAGAUUUCACAGUCGGUCCUCGGAUUUUCGGCGAAGGAUGCACUUGGCCCGAGCCUUAUAAGAGCGAUCCGUCGGAAGAAUUGCGUGUCUUUGGGGUCUCUGUUUGGGAAACUGUAGAGAAGUUGGUUUACGAGGGAAAUUUGCAACAUCAUCCGCUACGUGUUUUGGAUGGUGGAUUUGAAGCAAUCUUAGCCGGGAUGGAAAUGGUUCGAAACAAGGCACUCUCUGGGGAGAAGGUGGUUGUACGUAUGAAUGCCUGAUUUGGUGUAGAGAGGACAAAGAAGAUAUGCAUAUUGAGGAUUCCUGACAUUAUGGCGGGCUUUCUAAAGCAGAAAAGUAUCAUGAUCAUGGAAUAUUGGAGCAAAUUCAUAUAUACCUGCUGACCAAGGUCAAUAAGAUGCGAGCAGAGCAAGCGAUUAGGUC
Messenger RNA from Colletotrichum godetiae, 1529 nucleotides. Its product is annotated as alcohol dehydrogenase GroES-like domain-containing protein. Bases 284 to 1366 code for a protein of 360 amino acids. The transcript has 3 exons. Gene Ontology annotation, molecular function: oxidoreductase activity, acting on NAD(P)H. NCBI's taxonomy places the organism in Eukaryota, Fungi, Ascomycota, Sordariomycetes, Glomerellales, Glomerellaceae. The record is from RefSeq and is a predicted model, not a curated record.